GGUUCGAGCGUGUGUUCUGUUCUGCUCACAGACAGGAGCUCUUGCAGCUGUACUGCAUCACCUGUGAUGUUCUGACCUGCAGAGACUGCCAGCUGCACUUCCACAAGGACCACCGGCACCAGUUCAUGGAGGAUGCGAUCCCCUCGCAGCGCCUCCUGCUGGAGACUCUGAUUAUGCAGCUGCAGGAGAGAACGUCGGGGGUCACAAAGACGGUGCGCUGCGUCCGAAACAAGGCCCGGGACCUGAUGGAGAUGGAGAGGCGGGUUCGAGUGGAAAUCAAGAUGGCUGUUCAGCAGCUUAUCAAAGAGCUGAGCAAGAGGGGCGGCGUCCUGAUUCAGGAGGUGCAGAAGUGCACGCAGAUUCAUCAGCAGACUCUGCAGCAGCAGCACAGUGGUUUGGUGAAGCUACAGACCCAGCAGGAGCACGUCCUGAGGUUCGGAGCCUGGGCCCUGAACAAGGAUAACAGCACAGCCUUGCUGCUCUGCAGGAGGACUAUCUUCUCCCAGUUCCAGCGCGCUCUGGAGACAGCGGUCAGUGACGAGGACAGCGCUGCGCUGGACAUCAGAUUCCACUGGGACGCCCGAGCGUGGACCAACAGGAUAGCUCAGUUUGGGAGGCUGUCGUCUGACUGCUCUCCUCCAUCCCAAAAAAGACCUCUCAAAUUCCACUACCUGCAGCCACCCCCCUCUCCCCUCAGGGCCCACGCCCCCUGGCAAAGAGACCCCACCCACUUCCAUAGCCACUCCUCCUCCACAGGGGGGGCAGGUUCCGCUCCCUCCCCCCCCUCCUCUUCAGAUCUGCAGCGACUCCACAGCCGGCCUACCUGUUAGCUUGGGGCACCUCGACCGAACUGCUCCCCCUGCUGGGCAAAACAAGGGCAGCGGUCUCUCCAAGGCCCCGCCCCCUCCUGCCGCUGCGCCGGCCCCCGCCCCCUCCUGUCGCU
This is a messenger RNA of Acipenser ruthenus (sterlet), 943 nucleotides long. RefSeq names its product transcription intermediary factor 1-beta-like. The annotation marks the transcript as partial. Lineage: Eukaryota; Metazoa; Chordata; Actinopteri; Acipenseriformes; Acipenseridae. The record is from RefSeq and is a predicted model, not a curated record. Gene Ontology annotation, molecular function: zinc ion binding. The transcript is spliced from 6 exons.